AUGUCUUACUACCUCAACUCAGAAAACCACCUGGACCCAGGGCCCAUCUAUGUGCGAGAGAAUGGGCAGCUGCACAUGGUCAAUCUGGCGUUGGACGGCGUCAGGAGCAGCCUGCAGAAGCCAAGGCCUUUCAGACUGUUCCCCAAAGGCUUUUCUGUGGAGCUGUGCAUGAACAGAGAAGAUGAUACUGCACAGAAAGAGAAGACUGACCAUUUCAUCUUCACAUACACUCGAGAGGGGAACCUUCGGUACUCUGCCAAGUCCCUCUUCAGCCUGGUCCUGGGCUUCAUCUCCGACAAUGUCGAUCACAUUGAUUCCCUUAUUGGCUUUCCUGAGCAGAUUGCUGAAAAGUUGUUCUCUGCUGCUGAAGCCAGACAGAAAUUCACAGAGCCGGGUGCAGGGCUGAGAGCUUUACAGAAAUUCACAGAGGCUUAUGGAAGUCUGGUGCUUUGCUCCCUGUGUUUGCGAAACAGAUAUCUGGUGAUUUCAGAAAAACUUGAAGAGAUUAAGUCUUUCCGGGAGUUGACCUGCCUGGAUCUUUCCUGUUGCAAGCUUGGAGAUGAACAUGAACUCCUAGAACAUCUCACCAAUGAGGCCCUAUCUAGUGUAACUCAACUCCACUUGAAGGAUAAUUGUUUAUCUGAUGCCGGGGUACGGAAAAUGACAGCACCAGUUCGAGUGAUGAAAAGAGGCCUUGAAAAUCUAACAUUAUUAGACUUAUCUUGUAACCCUGAGAUCACAGAUGCAGGAAUUGGAUAUCUCUUUUCUUUUAGAAAACUAAAUUGUUUAGAUAUCUCUGGGACAGGGCUCAAGGACGUCAAAGCUGUCAAACACAAGCUCCAGACCCACAUAGGCCUUGUCCACUCCAAAGUGCCUCUGAAGGAAUUUGAUCAUAGUAACUGCAAGACCGAGGGCUGGGCUGACCAGAUUGUUCUGCAGUGGGACCGUGUGACUUCGGAAGCUGUGAAGCCCCGAGAUGCUUUGGAACCUCGAAAGGCAGCUCAGCACUUCUAUGGGAAGCGGGCUCGAACAGAAACCCCCGUGAAGUGUCCCCUGGCAGACAUCCACAUGGACUCUUCUGAGAAACUCCAGUUCUAUAGAGAGGAAGCCCCAGACUGCCAUGGGCCAUUGUUGAAACUUGAAGCUGUCUCAAGCCAGGAGUCAAAGAAGAGCAAGAAGAGAGGUUUUGAGGAGCCAGAAAAGGAGCAGAGUAACUCUUCACAGUCUUCAAAGCAGAAAUACGUGUGUCUUGCUGUGGAAGACUGGGACUUGUUAAAUUCCUAUUGA
Messenger RNA from Pipistrellus nathusii (Nathusius's pipistrelle), 1287 nucleotides. Lineage: Eukaryota; Metazoa; Chordata; Mammalia; Chiroptera; Vespertilionidae. The record is from the annotation of a GenBank genome assembly.